GGGAGAGCGUGUUCUGCACCGUAUUGGUCACGAUUAUGUCAAGCAGGUAAUUAUGUUUCACUGGUACAACUCCCGGGUCUUUAAUCUCGCAUGUCUGUAGGUGUUCACCUGAAACGACUGAUGAGUGUAGGUCGAUAGAAAGCAGCCGAGCCGUUACUCUGGAGGGUUGCCUAACAAAGCUAAUAAUGGCUGAAAUAAUUGCCGUCAACGCCGGUUUGCCCUCUCCGUCCACUAUCAACGUCACCUUCCCGGUUCCGGAGGACACCAACACCCCCGCCGCAGCCCCUCCUGCAGCCUCCCUGAGCAGCGACGACUACCUGUUUGUGGAGUCCAGGCACCCCAACACCGUCCUGCAGGGCCUCAACAGCCUGCGGCUCAACAACGCCUUCUGUGAUGUGACCCUGUGCUGCGGAGGACAGGAGUUCCCCUGCCAUCGCAUAGUGCUGGCCUCUUUUAGCUCUUACUUUCAGGCGAUGUUUUCCACUGACCUGAUAGAGUCCAAACAGGAGCGGGUUGCCAUCAAUGGAGUUGAGCCUCAGAUGAUUGGCAUGCUGGUGAGCUAUGCCUACACAUCAGAGGUCUACAUCUCUAAAGCAAAUGUGCAGGCUCUGCUGGCAGCCGCCAACCUGCUGGACGUGAUGGCGGUGCGGGAGGCCUGUUGUCGAUUCAUGGAGCGUCAGAUGGACGAGAUGAACUGUGUGGGGAUUCACUGCUUUGCCGAGGCUCACUCCUGUAAGAGGCUGGAGAACAGCAGCAUGAGCUACAUUCUGGAGCACUUCAGCAGUGUUUACCAGCAGGAGGAGUUUCUGUCCCUGUGUGUGGACAAGCUGACUGAAAUACUUGCCAGUGACCAUCUUAAUGUACUCAAAGAGGAGGUGGUGUUUGAGGCGGCCAUGCUGUGGCUGAAUAAGUGUUCCUCUCGAAAACAGAGCUUUGAAAAGGUCCUCGAACACAUCCGGCUGCCUCUGAUCAGCCCUUACUACCUCCACGAUGUGAUUGAGUCCCUGGAUGUGGUGAAAGAGAACCAGGGCUGCCAAAGGCUGAUCUCUGAGGCCAAGGACUAUCUGCUGCUAAAGGACCGCCGUGGAGAACUCUACUGCCCAAGAGCGAGGCCUCGCAGGUCCACAGGGACAGCUGAAGUGAUUGUGACAGUCGGCGGGGAGGAUGACAAGGUGGUGCUGCGCAGCGUCGAGAGCUUCGACCCUGUGACGAAUCAGUGGAAGAAUCUGGCGUGCCUUCCCUUCGCUGUGAGCAAACAUGGGCUGGUCGUGUCUGACUCCACUCUGUACCUGGCGGGAGGAGAAUUUCCUGAUGGCUCAGCCAGCAGAGAGAUGUGGCGCUACGACCCCUGCUUUGACUCCUGGUUCGAGAUGGCUCCAAUGAAUGUAGCUCGCUCUGAGUUAGGGCUGGUGAUGCUGGACGGCUUCGUAUAUGCGGUUGGAGGUUGGGAGGGCCGCUCUCGUCUGGACUCAGUGGAGUGCUACAACCCUCACACCAACUCCUGGCAGUUCACAGAAUCUGUAAAAAUGGCUGUCACAAGUCCUGCCGUGGUCGCUUUGGAUGGGCUGCUCUAUGUUACAGGGGGUGCAGUUUUAGAGGAUGGAGACGGCACAGACCUCGCUCAGGUGUACAAUCCUAAAACAUCUGUAUGGACGGAAGUCGCCCCCAUGCAGAUUGCUCGCUCCGGUUCGGCUGCCUGUACACUCAAAGGAAAGCUGUAUGUCAUCGGUGGAUGGCACGCCUCAACAGAGAACACUGAUAAAGUUGAAUGUUACAAUCCCAAGACCAACCUCUGGACCAUGUGUGCCCCCAUGAAGGAGCGACGCUACCGGCCAGGUGUUGCUGUGGUGGAUGGAAAGAUCUACGUCUUAGGGGGGGAGGAAGGCUGGGACAGGUAUCAUGACACCAUAGAGAGGUACUGCGAAGAGACGGACACGUGGGAGAUUGUUGGGGAGAUGCCCACCAGUCGCAGCUGGCUCAGCUGUGUGUCUCUCCAGCUAAGGAAAGACAUCUGUAUGACCAGCUGUCCUGACACGCCGAAUGAAAACUGAGCCAGAGUGUAAAGGGUGAAGUCUUUAUGGUUAUUUGUUCCCUCAUUAGGGGACCGCACGUUCCAACGCUCAGAGCUGUGGAGAACAGCAAACUGCAGAGGGAAGCCUUGGUUUGGCACAACAGUGUUUGAGCUGUUACUGGUGACAAAGGGGAGACUGUUCUUAAUUGGUGACUGCUCAUGGAGGCUCACUCACUUCUUCCCUCACACGGUGACAAGGGAAGCUCAAGUGAUGGAUUCAUUGACAGGCCGAUUGAGGACUCAGGCUGAAGUUUCUCUCUGUAAGAUGUGAACAUGUUUUGGGUUUUGUUUUAAUGUCCAAGCCUCUCAAGUCUGUGAACACCCUCCCCGCCAUCAUAUUGUAUUUUUGUAUCAGUUAUUCUGUUAUAUAUUUAUCGGGGUGUGACUAUCUGUGACUGAACUUUUAAAAUGUCAUCACAAACAUUUCACUCAUCAAAAGAUGCCCUGUGGGCUAAAGAAUCUCAUUGUGAAUAUAUUGUGAAAAAGAGAUGUCUUACAUGUGCAGUGUUUAUUUUAUAUUUAACUUUAAAAGUCCUGAAUGAUUGUAACUACCUGUAACAUGCUUAUUAUAUUUUUGUAUUGUAGUGUGCAUCAUGCAUUUUAGUGAUUUUUAGAUGGAGGUAGGUUCUAAUAAAGAUGUUUAAUUAUGUAAUGUAAAUGCAGGUGGUUCUCUUUUAUCUGAAUGUAAUAAGCCUGAAAACAAGACAAACUUAAUUCACUGGCAAAAAAAAUUAAAUUCAUGAAAGAAUUUGAGAAAGCCUGCAGCACCUCAAA
Messenger RNA from Notolabrus celidotus (New Zealand spotty), 2845 nucleotides. RefSeq names its product kelch-like protein 20. The transcript has 12 exons. NCBI's taxonomy places the organism in Eukaryota, Metazoa, Chordata, Actinopteri, Labriformes, Labridae. The coding region runs from base 186 to 2051 and encodes 621 amino acids. Gene Ontology annotation, molecular function: protein binding. The record is from RefSeq and is a predicted model, not a curated record.